AUGGCGACCAAACCAGUCAAGUCCCUCGAGUCCGAGGAGCAGCGUCUCCAUCGGAUCCGCAUCACCUUGAGCAGUCGGGAUGUCCGGGCUCUGGAGAAAGUCUGCUCGGAUUUGGUAAGCGGUGCCAAGGAGAAGGAGCUGAAAGUAGCUGGCCCAAUCCGCCUGCCGACGAAGAUCCUCCGACUGAUGGUGCGCAAGUCUCCAUGCGGAGAAGGCACGAACACCUUCGACCGAUGGGAGAUGCGAAUCCACAAGCGCCUGAUUGACUUGCACUCGCCCUCGGACGUCGUGAAGCAGAUCACGUCGAUCUCCAUUGAGCCUGGCGUCGAAGUUGAGGUGACCAUUGCUGACCUGUGA
This is a messenger RNA of Symbiodinium sp. CCMP2592, 357 nucleotides long. The record is from the annotation of a GenBank genome assembly. Lineage: Eukaryota; Dinophyceae; Suessiales; Symbiodiniaceae.